This is a messenger RNA of Myxocyprinus asiaticus (Chinese sucker), 2089 nucleotides long. RefSeq names its product solute carrier family 2 member 11, like (gene slc2a11l). NCBI's taxonomy places the organism in Eukaryota, Metazoa, Chordata, Actinopteri, Cypriniformes, Catostomidae. The transcript is spliced from 12 exons. Gene Ontology annotation, biological process: monosaccharide transmembrane transport. Gene Ontology annotation, cellular component: membrane. The record is from RefSeq and is a predicted model, not a curated record. Gene Ontology annotation, molecular function: hexose transmembrane transporter activity. The coding region runs from base 419 to 1999 and encodes 526 amino acids.
UCACCCUUAAAUUACAUUUUUACAUAAUUUAGUCACCCUUACGUUGUUCCAAACUCAUGACUUUCUUUUUUCAAUUUUUGGAGUACACUAACCCGUUAAACAUAACUCUGUGUCUGUUUUUGUUUAGACAAAUUAAUUGAAUAUGUUAAAUCAUCCUUAUGUACAUGAAUAUUUUGAGUUAUCAUUGUUGUUGAUGUUGAGGAUGGGUCACUUCAUCUGUGAUGAUGUAAUUAUACAUUGAUUGUGGAAUUAUUCAUAUUGACAAAGUGUCAGAAAUAGUGUCACUGGCCAAUUAGUUCAAAUAAAAUAGCAGUUUCUGUAACCUCGUCUCAAAAGUCAGUGUUAUUUCAAGUGUAAGAGGACAUUGCAUUUCAGCUUUAUUGAUUUUGUGAAUAAAUUGAAAAAAGUGGUGGCUGGGAUGGCAGCUGUAUUUGGAGAGAAGAUGAAUCCGACUUAUCACCUUUACCCUAUUUUCUCACCCAAAGUUCAACCAAGCAUGAAAAGUUACUUUUCAAUGCUGAGAAGUCCUGUGCUUGUUGCAGCUAUUUGGAUCCUUGGAAUAGGUGGGACCUUCCAGUACGGCUUCAAUAUUUCUGUCUUGAACUCGCCAUCAAUUUUUAUUAAAGUGCUGGUGAACAGCACCUGCGAGCAACGUUAUGGACGUUCUUUGGAGCCAUGGGAGCUGUCACUCAUUUGGUCCUUCAUUGUGUCCAUCUACUGCAUCGGAGGACUGUUUGGCACCCUGAAUGCUGGAAAGCUGGCAGCCAAGUAUGGCAGGAAGAGAACUCUGCUAUUGAACAAUGUGGUGGCAAUCUGUGGAGCUGUCCUGAUGUUGUUGAGUAAGACCGCCCUCUCAUUUGAGAUGAUAAUGGUGGGCCGCUUCCUGUACGGCAUCAACGCUGGUGUGAGUUUGACUGUCCACACACUUUAUUUGUUGGAAUGCGCCCCCAAGAGGUUGCGUGGAAUGGUUGGUGUAUCUGUUGCCUCUUUCGUCUCAUUAGGGAAGUUCUUUGGCCAGCUACUUGGAAUCAGUGAGCUGUUGGGCACUGAGGAGCAUUGGACUUGGCUGCUAGCUGUCAGUGGGGUGGCUGGUCUUAUACAGUUACUCACACUGCCCUUUCUCCCCGAGUCCCCUCGGUAUCUUCUGCUGGAGAGGGCAGACAGAGAUGGCUGUGAGAUGGCUCUACGCAGGCUGUGGGGGGCUAGAUUAGAUCCUAGACCCGAGAUGGAGGAGAUGUUGACUGAGCAUGCUGCACUGAAGGGCGUGAAGAUUCACAAGCUCAAGGACCUCUUCCUCGACCACGAUGUGCGCUGGCAGCUCCUCACCAUCGUCGUCACUUUCGUAGCUCUGCAGCUCUGCGGCAUCAACGCUGUCUAUCUCUAUUCAUUUGAUGUGUUUCAAGCAGCCGGUGUUCCCAUAGAGCAAUUGCGUUAUGCCGCCCUUGGGACAGGCCUAUGUGAAAUCUCCACUUCCAUCACCUGUGUGAUGAUCAUUGAGAGCACAGGGAAGAGAGUGCUUCUUUUUAGGGGUUACAUGUGUAUGGCGGCCUCACUGGCCCUGCUCACGCUCACACUCUACUUACAGGAGUUUGUAACCUGGAUGCCAUAUUGCAGCAUGGUCCUCAUCUUCAUCUUUAUCUUCUUCUUCUCUAGUGGGCCAGCUGGGGUAACAGCACCACUUCCUGGUGAGAUUUUCACACAGUCCUAUAAACCACCAGCAUUCAUUGUGGCCUGUACCAUCAACUGGGUUGGACUCUUUCUGGUGGGCAUGUUGUUUCCCCUUAUAGUGGAGCAUUUGGACUACUUUCUUUUCCUCAUAUUUACUGUGUGCUGCUUCUUCUCGGGUGUGUUUGUUUGGUGCAACUUGCCAGAAACAAAGAAUAAAACUGUUCUGGAGAUCACGGAGGACUUUAAGAGAAUGCACCAGAACUCACUAUUGUCCAGAAUGAACUCGAUACAUAUCAGUGACAUCGAGACAACUGUAUCUACCAAGCUUUAGCACCAAUGUAAUGUAGUCAAAUCAGAAGCUGACCAACAAAAAGUCAAUAAAUACUCAAUAAUUGUUCCCUGAUCGUGUGGUUUGCUUGUC